AUGGCGUCGUGGGACCAUAGACAGCAUAUGCCAGACCUGCGUGGGCGUGUCGCCUUCGUCACAGGCGGCAACGCAGGGAUUGGGUACCAAUGCGUAGUCUUCCUCGCCAAGGCGGGCGCAAAAGUCUACUUUGGGGCUCGCUCGUCCCAGAAGGCCGAGGCGGCCACUGAGAAGAUUUACCGAGAGAACCCGAGCGUAAAAGAGGGGCAGGUCAACUGGGUGCAGAUGGACAUGGCCUCUAUGAAGAGUGUCCUUCAAGCCAGUGAUGAAGUUCGCAAGAAGGAAUCGAAGCUUCAUCUUCUGAUCAACAAUGCCGCCCACGAGGGCACAGAGCCGACCAAGUUAGCCGAUUCGGGUGUACAAAUCACCAUGCAGACAAAUCACGUGGGCGUUUUUGCUCUAACACAGCAAUUCCAGCCAUUACUAAAAGCUGCCGCUCAGGAGAAGGGCUCUGAUGUCCGUAUCGUCAUGGUGAGCUCCGAUGCACCAGCCUUUUCUCAUGGUGAGGAGUAUGUUCCAGACUUCUCUAGUGCCCACGGAGGAGACCUGAAAUAUCCAAGCGGCCAGGAGGAUGGUUUCUGGGGUUGUGUGAGGAGGUAUAGCGUGUCCAAACUGGCCUUAAAUUUGCAGGCUUCAGAGCUACAGGCUCGGUACGACAAAGAGGGCGUACCUAUAAUGGUAAUUUCUGUAUGUCCUGGAACAGUAUGGACGCCUGGUACCAGACGUGCCGUGCCGUGGUAUCUCUAUGGAAUUUGGUAUUUCAAGAGCUACAGUGAGAUUAUGGGCCCGAAGCCGGUACUUUUUGCGGGCGUCUCUCGUGAGGUUCGGACAGCAGAGAGAUACUACAAGGGACAAUUCAUUAAUAGAAGCCAUAUGGUUAUCAGGGGCCACCCAGCUGCUCAUAACCCUAAGAUAGGGAAGGAUUUGUGGACGGCGACAGAACAAGUUGUUGCUGAAUUUAAGGAAAACUCACGAUAG
Xylaria bambusicola is the source of this 978-nucleotide messenger RNA. RefSeq names its product NAD(P)-binding protein. The record is from RefSeq and is a predicted model, not a curated record. The transcript is spliced from 4 exons. Bases 1 to 978 code for a protein of 325 amino acids. Lineage: Eukaryota; Fungi; Ascomycota; Sordariomycetes; Xylariales; Xylariaceae.